Messenger RNA from Monosiga brevicollis MX1, 384 nucleotides. RefSeq lists its product as uncharacterized. The record is from RefSeq and is a predicted model, not a curated record. NCBI's taxonomy places the organism in Eukaryota, Choanoflagellata, Craspedida, Salpingoecidae. The coding region runs from base 1 to 384 and encodes 127 amino acids. The transcript has a single exon.
AUGAAGUUCACCCUUGUGCUCCUGAUGGCCCUGGUGGCUUACGCCUCGGGCAAGGUCUGCUAUGGUUUGUACUCGACCACGGAUUGCAGCGGCAGCGCCAGCCAGUCGGACUGCAUCGCCACCGCGACUUGCGUCGACACCAGCCACAACGCCGACGAUGACGACAGCGAAUCCGCCGUCAUUGCCACCUGCUCUGAUAACACGGCCAACCUGACCAUGUACGGCACCACCGACUGCUCGGAUGAGGGCAUGGCCAUGAGCUUUCCCGCCAACGAGUGCAGCACCUUCAUGGGCGGCGCCAUCAAGAUCACCUGCUCUUCCUUCUCCGCCUCGGCCGCCGCUGGUCUCGCCGCCCUUGGCGUCGUCGCUGCUCUCCUCUUCUAA